This is a messenger RNA of Ilex paraguariensis (yerba mate), 894 nucleotides long. NCBI's taxonomy places the organism in Eukaryota, Viridiplantae, Streptophyta, Magnoliopsida, Aquifoliales, Aquifoliaceae. The record is from the annotation of a GenBank genome assembly.
AUGGCUAUGGGGUUGUUUUACUAUGGCCUACAAGACGCAACAGCAACAUAUGUCACCAACUUCCUCAAUCUCAUUCCCAUCGUUACCUUUGUCUUCUCCACUGUACUUGGAAUAGAGAAACUGGGACUUCACACAAGGGCAGGCAAAAUAAAAGCUGUAGGAGCAACCUUAUGCCUAGCAGGAGCACUGACCAUUACUCUCUACAAGGGUAAAUCCUUCCAUUUUAGACAUCAUAGUAUUCAGCAUCAUUCAAUUAUCAAGAAAAGUAAGCCCAAUUGGACACGCGGUACCUUGUUUCUGGUCGGUAGCAUCCUCUCGUAUGGCGCAUGGUUCAACUUGCAGUCUAAGUUGUUCAAAGUUUUCCCAUAUAAAUACAUGGCAACAACAGUAACAUGCCUUAUAGCAUCAUUGCAACAAGCGGCAGUAGGGUUAUGCCUCGAUCACUCGAUGGCUGCGUGGAGGUUAAGAUGGAAUCUGCAACUAAUAACCAUAGUUUACUCGGGAGCAUUGGCCACAGCAGUAUCUUUCUGCUUAAUCUCAUGGGAAAUUGCCAAACGAGGCCCAACAUAUCCCUCCAUAUUCAAUCCAUUGUCACUGAUUUUUGUGGCAGUUUUUAAAGCUAUCUUCCUUGGUGAAGGGAUCACAAUUGGAAGUAUACUGGGCAUGGCUCUGAUCAUAGGAGGGUUAUAUUCCUUCUUGUGGGGGAGGAGCAGAGAGUCCACAAGCAAGUCUCUACCGACAAUAGCAGUUGAAUCAGCUGAUGCAGAUAUGACAGUUCCUGAACCGGCCGGGUUGCAGUCAGCUGCCAGAAUGGUUCCCACUGCUUCUAUUAGUAGCAAUGAUCAAGUUGGAGAUUCUGAUAAAAACCAAAGGGAAACACUAAAAUCACAGUAA